GUUCCCUCCUCCUGACAUUGACUGAGCACUCACAGUCUCUCUCAUACACACACACACACACACAUACACGCUUUCUCCGCUGAGGCCAGCACAGAGCCAGAGAGGAGGGACUGUUUGCAGCUCCGAGAGCCAGCUGUCGUUUGCUCAGAGCUGCGUCUACUCUCUUCCUGACUCUCUCGUUCUCCACUGGCCUCAUCACUCCAUGGGACUCCAGACCUGGCCGCCAAGUAAACCACCACUAUCCUCCAUGGCCUGCCUUGAUGUGGAGACCCCUACCAUCUGCAGGGGUAAAUUCAAAUCAGUCCUCCAGCUCUGUCUGCAACAGAGGAGAACUCGGGAGCAGCUUGUGGAGCAAGGCAUCAUGCCACUUCACCUUUCGACAGCUCUGAAAACGCCCGCUGCCUUCCAUGAGCAGAUCCGCAGCCUGGAGAGAGCCAGGACUGGGAGCUUCCUGAAGCACAAACUCUGCAGCAGACCUGAGCGCUCUGAGCUUGUCCGUAUGCACAUCCUGCAAGAGACGCAGGCUGAACCCUCCCUGCAGGCCACACAGAUGAAGCUGAAGAGGGCCAGAUUGGCUGAUGAUCUCAAUGAGAAGAUCUCCCAGCGGCCUGGACCCAUGGAGCUGGUGGAGAAGAACAUCCUGCCUGUGGACUCCGGUGUCGAAGAAGACAUGGAUGGUCCAACAGGUGGUGAGGCAAACUGCUCUAAAGAUAUUUACAACUUUGAUGAGGACAGCAGUGGAGCGUUAUCACCACAGCCUGCCAGCCAACAAUCUCCCAGCUCCACAUCUGCCUCUCCAAAGGAGUCUGGACGGACUGAGGCCGCUUCUACUUCCUCUAAAUUAAACUCCUCCAUAAAGCACUCCCCACCACCUAACACACAGUCCACAUCAGACGCAGUUGGUCUUGUCUCUGAGAAACAAAGCAACCGACAGGCACCUACACCUCAGCCAGUCACUACUGUUGUCCCCAGUAUCAUACCCGGGCCACUUCUAGUGAAGCAAAGCCUGCCCAAGCUACCCAGCGAUAAAAGCCGCAGCAAAAAGAGCAAAGAGCCCAAACCACGGGUGAAAAAGUUAAAGUACCAUCAGUACAUCCCCCCGGACCAAAAGCAGGAGCUCAAUGAAGUGCUGAUGGACUCGGCCUACGCUCGCCUCCUGCAGCAGCAGCAGCAGUUCCUGCAGCUUCAGAUCUUAAACCAGCAGCAGCAGCAGUACAGCUACCAGGCCGUCCUGCCUGCCUCACUCAAACCAACAACUGAGGUACAAACCAGCUGUUCCACUGUUGCUCUGAGUGGAAACGCUGUGUCUACCCCUGUGCAGCCACGCCACACUCAGACGAACCGCAAGCCGGAUCACUUACCAGCUAAUCUGGAUGAGAUGAAGGUUGCUGAACUGAAAAUGGAACUAAAACUCAGAUGCCUGCCUGUUUCUGGGACUAAGACAGAUCUCAUAGAGAGGCUUAAGUCAUAUCAGGAGAACUCUAACAUUCAGACUGUGGCUGCCAUUGAGACAGCAGCAUCACAGUCUGAAAACACAAAGUUAACCCCUCCUGUGUCCCCUAUAGCCUCUAGAGUGUCCAAUUUGGGCAUAGAGGAUAGCAGUAUGGCAGACAGCCCCGCCAAGCUUUCAGGUGCUCUGUCUCCUACUCACACUGCUCCCUGUGUGAACUCCCCACAGAGAGCUCCACAGGAGGAGACGAGGUGCUACGAGAAGGACUCUGAGAAGGACAAACGUCUCCACGAGAAGGAGCGUCAGAUUGAAGAGCUGAAGAGGAAGCUGGAGCAGGAGCAGAGGCUGGUGGAGGAGCUGAAGAUGCAGCUGGAGGUGGAGAAGAGAAGUCAGCAUGGAGAUUCUCCACCUCAGCUCAGCCCUCUUGCAACAGUCCAGGUCAAAGAGGAAAACAGGACAAACUGCUCAGCGUCCUGCAGUUCUCCUGGUCUGCCAGUGUUGAUUAAACAAGAGGAGGCAGCAGAUCACUUCGCUCCUCAAAAUCAGUUCAUCAUCAGCCACCAGGCCGUCAAACAGCCUGAAACCCUGCAGCCGAUCCAGACUGAAGCUCAGAUCCUCCUGCCUGCUUCCCAUCCUGCCUCAGCAGUCACUCUCCAGCUUCCUGCCAGCAGCAUUAAAUUACACACUUCUGUUAGCAGCGCAGCCCCAGGCCUCAUCCAGACCUCUGGACAGGUGCCACAGAAAAUAGAGGCCUCAGCAGCAUUACAACAGCAAUGCAGCACUCAGACUCAGCCACAGACAAAGACUUGGAGGAUGGGUAGCACAGCACAAAGCUUACUCAACACAUUCCCAGCGAGUGGAUGUCCUGUGGGAGCCUCCUCAAGCCAAGACAGUCCUAAAGAUCCUACAAAUAAGUCUCUCUGCUCCAGCCAGCCAACUUCGAUGUUGCCAAAAUUCACAAACCAUGUGUCAAAGUGUAAAGACCCACCUCGCUAUGAGGAUGCAGUCAAACAGACACGCAGCAUGCUAACAGCUGUCCAGGGUCCCACUGCAGCUAGUCAACAGAUGGACGACUUGUUUGAUGUGUUAAUCGAAAGUGGUGAGAUCUCCCCUUUCAUCAGACAGGACUCUCCCAGCCUGGACAAGCCUCUCCCUGUGACAGCCAGUGUAACCACCCUUCCCAUCAACACAGUUUUAUCCCGCCCUCCACCCGUGGUCCAAGUGGCCCAGCCGCCCACAGGACAGCUCAACCCCUCGGCCAGCCUGGCAGCCCUGACCUCUGACCCCCAGCUGGAAACCCUCCUUGGCGGCGCUCACACGGAGCCACAAACGCUGAUGGAGGAGCUACACUCACCUGUAGUCAGCAUUGAGGUAGACUUUAAUGAAAACACAUCGCCCUCUGCUUUGAACUUGCACAGCACCCACAUGGACAAUAUGGAUUGGCUGGACCUUACACUGUCUGUGCCAGCAGAGGGGGUCAGCCCUUUGGACAUGUCAGCGCCAGUAGGCGUCUUCUCCUCUGACUUCCUGGACUCACAUGAACUGCACUUGAACUGGGUUUGACUGAUGUCAUGGAGAAUUCUUACACCCAUCAGACAUUAAUUCAUUCAUCAUCCGAAACUGAUUAUCCUAUUCAGGGUUGUCGGUGGGCUGGAGCCUUUCCCAAUGGACACUGGGUGAGAGGCGGGGCGGGGCACACCCUGGACAGGUCACCAGACUACCACGGGGCUGACAUCUAUCAGACAGAUUCAGAUCCACUUACAUUUUUAUGCAAGGGAAGAUGGCUUUUUGUUUCCUGCGUGGGGAAAUAAGAGCUUUUGGAGGUUGGGGCAGCACUGUUUUGCCUCCUGGCCGUAUAAAUCAGCUCAGUAAUAAUCUAAUUGUGCUGCAUCAGUUUAGGCAUUCCUGCAUUGCGUCCUUUGAGGUCUUUAAACCCUCUGAUUGUACGGGGAGACUGAUGUAAAGUAGGACUGGUACUGGCAGAUUAAUCUGACAGUGGAAGUAGCUUGUAAAAUUUCAAUCUUAAAUUAUGCCAAGGACUUGCUAUCAAUCUGUUUUCAUGUUAUUGUGUUCUCUUUGUUAUCUGAUCAAACUGAAUGUAUAGUGUUACAUUGGCCGUCAUUAUAACUGAAAGAGUGGGAAAGUGUCCUAAUGCUGGUUAAAUAACAAUGGGUAAUCACUGCAUGUUGCUGGGGCUUGUCACGUCAUGUAGUUCACUCCACCCUGUCUGGGAAUUAUUAUCUCUAUCACAACAGAUUGUAAAUACACAAGUGCUAAAUAUUCCCUGUCAAUAUGUAAAUUGUGAAGCAUAAUUCAGGUGUACCACUGUACACAGUGACCAAGCCAGUCUGACCAAUCAAGUAUAUACUCCAAAAUAA
Plectropomus leopardus (leopard coralgrouper) is the source of this 3828-nucleotide messenger RNA. It is a transcript of the gene mrtfbb, whose product is annotated as myocardin related transcription factor Bb. The record is from RefSeq and is a predicted model, not a curated record. Gene Ontology annotation, biological process: smooth muscle cell differentiation; positive regulation of transcription by RNA polymerase II. Lineage: Eukaryota; Metazoa; Chordata; Actinopteri; Perciformes; Serranidae. Gene Ontology annotation, cellular component: nucleus. Gene Ontology annotation, molecular function: transcription coactivator activity.